GAAGAAGAAGAGAGCAUGAAGCGGGGGGAAGGAGAGGAUCGAGCGAGAGCAAAUACAACAUCAAAUUGUUCUAACCCUCAAUUACGAUCGCCAUCGCCAUGGUCCUCCUCCUGCUCUGAAUUCAUUCGUACACUGAAUUUCCUGCUUGCGUCUCUCUCUGCGCACCGUCUUCUUCUGCUUCUGCAGUUUAGUUGGAGCUGAAGGUUUUAGUCAGACGCGUGGUCGGGUUUUUAGUGGUGCCGUGCUUUGGCGGAUGCGGAGUUUAGAGCAUUGCUCUUGAUUCUCGUAGGUGGCUGGAUGAAAAGAAUUGCAGUACGAAUUUCAACACUUCUUCCACACAAUCCUUAUUUCUCUGAACAGUGGUCAUAGUUCGGAGGGUAGGAGAGAUUGCUUACUGCCAUUGGUUGGUUCCUUAAUAUUACGUUAGUGGUGAACGAUGGUUUUGUCACAGCGCCUCCAUGAGGCUUUUAAAGGCGCUGUAGAAAGGAUGACAAGUCCUCGCACUGUCUCUGCCUUUAAGGAGAAGGGUGUACUCACUCCCGAUGAAUUCAUUCUAGCAGGAGACAAUCUUGUUUCCAAGUGUCCCACUUGGUCUUGGGAAAUGGGCGACCCGAACAAGCGGAAACCGUAUCUUCCCGCCGAGAAGCAGUUUCUUAUCACUCGCAAUGUACCAUGCUUGCGCAGGGCUUCGUCCAUUGAAGAAGAUUAUAACGCCGCUGGCGGAGAAGUGUUACUAGACAAUGAUGAUGAUGAGGGUUGGCUUGCCACGCACGGAAUUGACAGAGUUUUUGGAUGGGGUUGGCUAGAAAACAAGACAGAGGAUGAAAUUGUGCCAUCUAUGGACACUCAAGAAAGUUCUGUGAAGCGGAACUUCAAACCAUUGAUUCCUCAAGAUGAUGAAGAUGAGGACAUUUUAGAUAUGGAUGAUGUUGGAGAUGACAAUUUGGUGGAGACAGAUGAUAGCACAUUACAACCGUACCUUGUAGCUCACGAGCCGGAGGAUGAUCACAUUUUGAAGACCCGGACUUAUGACAUUAGUAUCACAUACGACAAGUACUAUCAAACGCCUCGCGUGUGGCUAACCGGUUAUGAUGAGACCCGUUAUUUGCUUCAACCAGAACUUGUGUUGGAGGACGUUAGUCAAGACCAUGCACGCAAGACGGUGACGAUUGAAGAUCAUCCACAUAUGCCAGGAAAGCAUGCAUCCAUCCAUCCUUGCAGGCAUGGUGCAGUUAUGAAGAAAAUCAUUGACAUACUCCUUUCCCGUGGUGUUAAUCCUGAAGUAGACAAAUAUCUUUUCAUUUUCCUCAAAUUCGUCGCGUCCGUGAUACCAACUAUUGAGUACGAUUACACGAUGGACUUUGAACUUGGGGGUCAGUGAUAGUUAUCUUGCGGGAUUCGUGUCUAACUUGUGGUUCUUACAUUGAGAAUCACCAUCACAAUUAAAUCUCUUGGUAGUCUGGAAAUAGAAUGUUUAAAGGGCUUUGGGAAACUAACAUGAGGGGAUGAGUAGAGACUGAUUGCAACAGCCAAUUGCACUGGAUAUGUUAUAAGUGUGCUUCACCGAUGCUCUCAUGUAUAUGUGUUUGGGAUGUAUCCUAGAAAAAGCUGAAGAAUGAGUAUUUGAAGUGAAGCACAACUUCCAGUUGCAAGUGGUAAAAUCCAUUUAGUUGGUUGAACAACCCCUUCAGUAGUUGCAGGUUGUUGGUAUUGUAGUUGGGGUGCAGUAAAGUUGGGCAGAUACUGCCGCUUGUUUAUAGAUGUAACCGGUUGUCGACAUUGUUAUUGGCACAUUUGUCACACCAGGCUCAAUAAGGUUGUAAAUUUUGGGUUUCUGCGUGAGGCAGCCUCUUUUGAAUAUAUAUGAUCGUUACACUUAGAAGGUCAGUCGGACUGCGUUCGAAUGUCCAUUUC
Molecule: messenger RNA, 1914 nt
Organism: Physcomitrium patens
Lineage: Eukaryota; Viridiplantae; Streptophyta; Bryopsida; Funariales; Funariaceae
Source: RefSeq, a predicted model, not a curated record